UUUUUAUUAUUUCGCGCAAUAUCGUGGAUAACAUGGCUCGCGAUGUAAAGAUUUUUUCGAGAACCCGAGCAAAAUAGGAAAAUGGGAAUGAAAUCAUGAAUUAAAAAAAAUGUCGAGGCAUUUAUCUUCGCAAGAAGUACUAAAAAAUGGACGUAAGCACGUUAAAUUGUUUCGAGCAUGUUCCGAGAGAUUUUCGCGCAUAUUGUGAAAUACCUUUCGACUUGAGAAACUCGAGCGUGCACCGGAAUGCUCGGUAGACUGAAAUUUAAUAGGACUCAAGAUAAAUUACUUUUAUGUUCUCGAAAGCGUAAUUAACUUCGGAUGCUGUAUGUAAAUAAUAAUUAUUAUAAAUCCUUAUGUUGCGAAAGGAAUGCGAGACCUUCGUUGCGCGAGAGUUUUCUCCCGCUGCUCUAAUUGUUUCGGCGCGGUGAGCGCAUGGUGAAAGUCAUAAUACGUAUAUUACGGCAAUGUAGACCCUGAGGGAGAAGAGAGCGAAACAUCGUGUAUACGUUUCCUCUCUUCGAGUACACAGACACAUGCCUUCAUGUUACAAUUCGAUUUUGUACAAAUUUUUACAUUAAAUUGUAGAGAUUCGGAAACGUAAGACGAGUUAAGGCUGGUUUAUGCAAGGCCGUAACCGUUAACUUAUGCCGGAAUCGGUAAAAAUUGCCCAAUCACCGUUAAAAGUGAAGAGAAUAAUUGACUGCAAUUGGUUAAUUUUUACCGAUUCCGGCAUAAGUUAACGGUUACGGCCUUGCAUAAACCAGCCUUUAAUUGUUUAGAUAGUGGGUGGAAAUGGAUUUCUAAAUAUUAUAAAUAGGACAAAUAAAAUUGAGAACUGAGAAGAUUCUGCUCCGAAUAAUCUCCGGUGCAAUCUGCUCUCAAUAAUGUACCAAAACUGUAGUCCUUCACAACAGUUCUUAAACUGUUCACAGAGGAACCUCCACUUUAUUUUCCCCUCUGCAUGGAGAUUUCAACUCGUCUCGAUUCGACUUCAUAUAACUCUUCGUACAAAAUACAAACGAUUUCCUAUAAGAACUUUGUUCUGUGUAUCUAUUCCGGCUAAAUGCCAGAUGGAAAAAUAAUUAAUUAAUUGUCUUCAUGCAAAAUACAAACGAUUGAAUAUAUUUAAGUAACAUAAAUACCGGCCAUAGUUAUCCUUCUCACUUUGAGUGUAAAAAGUGUAACGUAGUGCAAUACGCAGUGCUAAAAAGAACAGACGUAUGCUAGCGCUAGCAACCGAGUGUUAUUCAAUCACGCGUGAUUCGUGAGCGGCGUUUGUAACGUCUGUACAAAAACGUAUGAUAUUGUGUAAAUUACUUUUAUUCAAGAGCUGCGAAUACACAUAAUGGCGCAAGUAGGAAAUGUGACGGCGGAUCAAUUAAUUGCUGGCACCAGCGUGCUGUCGAGACCCGCUGAAGAAUUUGAAAAUGACCCGUCUUUGGAGGCAAUGUGGGCAAUGAAAGCAAUGGAACAUGCAGAGGUUUAUUUUAACAUUUUGUGUUCGGUUGACCCAAAACUUUUGAAACUCACACCUCACGACGAGCAGAUCUACAAGACUUUCAAGGAUACCUUUCCCACUAUGAAAGUGGACAAAGUGGACGAGGACGAGUUGAAAUCUCCAGAGGGGAAAAUAAAGUGGAGGUUUUUCUGUGAACAGUUCAAGGACGUUGUGGAGGACUAUAGUUUUGGUACAUUGUUGAGAGCAGAUUGCACCGGAGAUUAUUCGGAGCAGAACAGCAUACUGACGACUAGGAUACAAUUUUACGCUAUAGAGCUCGCGAGAAAUAGAGAAGGCUUCAAUGACGGCGUGCGAGAAAAAUACAAACCGAAAAGGACUGUAAAAAAAUAGCUAGAUGCGAUGUCAACUAGUUACGUUAACACUGCUGAAAGACGAUUCAGAGAUUUAUAAUUUUUCUAUCUCUUUUUUUUAAUGUGAGAGACAUUUAAUGUGAGAGACAUUUGAAUAACGUAAGAGACAUAAUUUUGUAAAGUAUAUAUAUAUAUAUAUAUAAUAAAAGAUAUAUACACGAUAAUGUAGACAUUAAAUUAAUUUAAAUAGGUUCCUCUUAAUGACAAAACGAACUAUCUCUUCUUAAUUUCAUGUAACAUCAGAAUAAUAAAAUAAAAAUUACCUUAUUAAGAAGGCAAUGGCUCUGUAAAGUAUGAAAAAUUAAAGAAUAUGAGGUUGCACAAGGUGUCUUAAUUCAGAGGGUGAAAAACGUACGAGCGGCUGUUUCUAGAAUAUAUUGCUAUAUACACACUUUAAUAACCAAAAACAAACAUUACAGCAAUAAUAUCGUUAUUAAUAUAAUAUUAUAUGCAAUAAUAGAAUCGUUUAUCAAUCGUAGUGAAAACACCGAAAACCUUGCUUCUUUUCUUACCGGAAAGAACAAUGCGUACGGUUUGCCUUCUUUUUUUGUUUAUUAUUAAUAAUAUCAAUUCGCAUAAUGGCGCUCGAUCGACCGCACCCGCGCGCCGUUGUAAAUCUUCAGAAAAGAAAAGGAAAAUUGGUAAACGUUACCCUUGUUCGCUACACAAUAGCGCAUUAGCGCGAAUGUCGCUGUCUCGAGAGCGCGGUCGACCCGCGUGCCAAUCGAUCGUUUAUCGUAGAAUAAUAAAUAUGACAGUGCGUUACCUAAAAAAUCUGUCUUUUUAUGCAACUCGCACAUUCAAAUACAAGUGUACUCGAAAAAUGUACAUUGUUUUAUUGCCCUUACGAACGUUAAGGGGAAUAGGAACUGCCAAAUCGCUACAUGGCGAGUAUACUUUAGAGGCGGUACGGUACACCCUUUUCGAUCUUUGCAUUUUAGUGACGAGACGUAAACGAAGAAGCAACUUGCGAAGAAGGUCAUUUAUCUUCCUUCAUUCGACACACGCUAAUCAUACAAUUGCUCUUCUUCCAAAUUGUGAGUCACCUAACGAUUUGGCAAUCACGGAUUCUCCUCGAGUCUCUAUACGAGCGGUACAUCUGCGACUUCUCUCCCAAUCUCGCUCAUUCUCUCCCUCUCUUUCAAACUCUUUCUUAUUCUCGCGUUCGCUCUGUAUCUCUGACCGCUAAAAAAAUAUCCGAUACAAGAUCAUAUGAGAAUCACAAAAUAGAGCUUUGAAUAAAAUCUGCUUUAGAUGAGCGUCUUUCGUAUGAGCGUAAUAAUAAGUAAAGUAAUUAAAUAAGUAAUCUAGUGUAUUUUAUACAUGUCGAAGAUGUGGAAUAUUUUUACAUACUGUAAGAGAGAUUUAUCUCUCUUUCCAGAAAAGUCAAUUCAAAAGUAUUUAAAAGAUAUCACAUUUGUAUGUAUAUUUCUCUCUCUCUCUCUCUCUCUCUCUCUCUCUCUCUCUCUCUCUCUCUCUCUCUCUCUCUCUCUCCUCUCCGUUGUUACUCUUUCGGUUUAUUGCAUCUCUAUUGAAUGGCGCGACCAGAAAAUAGAGCUUGCCAAAUCUCACGUUUGUAUCUUAACAGUUGACUUGGGUCGCUCGCGCGUAAUAAAUUACAAGAAUCACUUACGAGAUCGACCCUCGAAUAAUGCGGCAGAAUCAGAACCUUGACCAUUAGGUUUCCGCUUAAUUAUGUUCAUUAAUUUCUCCCGUAUCGUUCGAGGGCGAUUUUGUUCUAGGGUGCUUGAAAAGGAAGCGUAAAAUAAGACUGAAAUGUACAAUGAUAAUGAGUUUACGUAUGAUCUCUAUUAAAGUUAAAAAGAAACUUGUACAUGUGAUCCACACUUAAACGCUACAUGCCGCCAAACGGUCUUCAUUCUAACACUUUAAUGACACGCAGAUUCUUAACUUCCAUGCGCAAUAAAUAAAAUUCAUAAUCGAACGACCGUAUUUAAUACUACGUGUGAUAUGCAAAUACGAAUAUAGCUGACAUUUUCUAACAUUUUAGAAGAAUAAAAUAGACAGAAGAUAGAAUAGGACAAUAAAAAAAUCUUGGAUCGUCUCUUAAUGUGCAUGCAUAUUUUUACACGUGGAUAGAUUCAAUUUGAUGGUCCCUCAGAGUCUUAUUAGUUUCGUUUAAAGUGACGUCUUUAUCAAAUUCAUAACAGUACGUUUCGUGCCUUUACGCUCUUUUUUUUCAAACACCUUAGAAUAUAUGUGAAUUACAGUGCAUCUCUCUCCCGAGCAAAUAACUCAUACAUAAUAGAAAGUGACGUGAGUGGACAUCGUCAUCGUUUUCGCAAAUAAAUAAGUGGAGAAUUGUAUGAACCUGUACAAAAGUCAACGACUGUAUGUAAGAAAUUCGUGAUAUACGACGGAAAAUAUGCUUGAACGCCUUGAACACGUAUCCCGACGAUGGGCGAUCGUCGAAAAAUAGAGUUGAGGAAAUGAAUUAUCACAACUAUCCUUAACAAUGACGGUGAUAGCGUACUCCUUCUGACGUCUCUCCGAUCGCGUAUUACUAUAUAUUUCGCGAGAUUUUCGCUGCGCGCAUACGCCACGUUCUUUAAAUCUAUACGCUCCUCCACGAAGAGUCUCACUGAGAGAAAAUCGCAAGUCGAUUGCACUUUCAAUCGCGCGUACAGAUCAAACCGCGAUAUUAAAAAGAAAGGUACAUGCAUACUGCAUUAAGGCAAAUUGCUAUCUUCUACGAAUUAACCGGUUACCGAUCCGCGUCCUUUUUUUUCUCUCUCUCUUUUUGCCACGGCGACACUUCCGACAGGUGAAUUUAUUAAAAUGGAUUAUACUUUCAUUUUGCAGCAAUAAUCUUUAUUUCUUUUCUUUUUUACAAAAACACUACUUGGCACAGCUAAUAGUUUAUAUAUUAAAUAUUUUGCAUAUACGAGAACAAUCGACAUUAAUAACGAGCACGAUUGUCACUCUUCUACAGCAGAAUGCUCUCACAUCCGAACUAAUUGCAGGAAAUUAUCGUUAUCUUAAUUAAUUAAGGCAACUUCAGCGUAAUUAAAACUUUUUUUUCUCUCAGUGCGUGUAACCGAGCGCCGAAAGUGACAACGAUGCAACAGUGUGUGGAAGUAAUAAUAAGCCGUCAAGUGUAGGUAAGCUCUACUUUACAAUAAUUGUGUGUGAUCUGUAAGAAACUGAGAAACCUAGAAACACAAAGCGAAACACUCACGCAGUCAACGAUCACCUUUCGAAUAAGAAUUCAUCUCAUUUUUCUCUCUCUCUUUCGCUCUCUCUCUCUCUCUCUCUCUCUCUCUCUUUCUCUCUUUUUAUUUCUUCGCGUUACUCGUUCCGCGCGCGUGAUCGAUAAUCAAUCCAACAACAACAACAGGGCAUGUCGUAUUUAUGCGACCUAUGGAGAGGUGUGAUACAGUAGCAGUAUUAAUAAUAAUAAGAAUCAUUAUAGUUAUAGAUCGUAGUAGUAAGUAUUAGUGUUAGUAGUGUGUGAUAACUGACAAUACAAAUAUAUUUUCUAAACCUAGGAUGCACCGGGAGGAAGUCGGGGAGGUUCGGAGUGAGGGAG
Messenger RNA from Vollenhovia emeryi, 5422 nucleotides. RefSeq names its product protein PBDC1. The transcript has 4 exons. Gene Ontology annotation, cellular component: cytoplasm. Lineage: Eukaryota; Metazoa; Arthropoda; Insecta; Hymenoptera; Formicidae. Bases 1349 to 1852 code for a protein of 167 amino acids. The record is from RefSeq and is a predicted model, not a curated record.